Podarcis lilfordi (Lilford's wall lizard) is the source of this 7158-nucleotide messenger RNA. The record is from the annotation of a GenBank genome assembly. Lineage: Eukaryota; Metazoa; Chordata; Lepidosauria; Squamata; Lacertidae.
AUGGAGAUGGGGGCUUUCACCGGCGAUAACCAGCUUAUCGGCACCGUGCGCCAGAGGUGUGUGUGUGUGUGCAGCCAGUUCAGACAAGGGCGGUGGGAGGGUUCAGAGGCGAGCGGUUGUCCGUGCCAUCGGAGCAUGAAUGAGAUGCCCAAAUAUUCUCGGUUGCUACAUACCCUGAGCCUAACUUUUAAGGCAGCCUGUUGCCUGCUAGGAAACAUAAUCCAUCACGUACACUUCUUUGAUGGGAUCUGCCUACCAGUCCCUGGGAUCUGUCUCUUGGUCACACUUGAAUUCAGGACUGUGGGGAAUGUUCUCCCACCAUCCCUAAUUACUGUCCCAUCUGGAUCAGGGUGAGUCCAACAAUAUCUGGCAGCUCUGCUCUGAUUUGAAAAUCUGGGGCCGCCCUUGGGCCUGAUCCGGAAGCUCCAGCUGGUGCAAAACUCUGCAGUUGUUGAUGGGGACAAACCAUUCCAGCACAUUAACCCGGUGCUCAAAAGCUUGCAUUGGCUGUCCAUACGCCAGCAGGCGAGAUUCAAGGCCCUGGAAAAUUGAGUUCCUGGAUACUUCCAGGACCGCCUGAUGUUCUUUAUUGAUCUCUGAGGUUUACGGGAGAGUCACUGUCAGGGGUCCCCCAUGGCUCGGAUAAGGAGAUUUGCAUUUGCUAUUGUGGGUCCAAUUGUGGGGACUUCCCUUCCAGUUGAUUUCUGACAGUGUGCCAACUAGAAUAAAAUAUUGUGGGGGCCCAGGUAAGCCCCGCCCGGAUAAUCAAUCACAUGAUGCAAUGCAUACACACCAUUUAAAUGGGAAUGCCCAUCAGCUUUGUGGGGGUCCGGCCCCCUCAAAUGUUUUAUUAUGCCUCCACGACCCCUAGGACUCCUGUGCUGACAAUACUCCUCCAUUUUGAACUUCAGGCAUCGCUGAAGACUAUUCCAGCAGGCUUUUAACCGAAUUCUAAUUUUAAUCAUUCUAACUCUUUUAUUGCACAGUGGAACCUCGGUUUUCGAAUGUAAUACAUUCCGGAAGACCGUUCGACUUCCGAAACGUUUGAAAACCGAGGCACAACGGGCAGUCAGCAAAAUCCAUUGAGAAAAUAGAAAAGCAUGCAGUGGAAACUGUUUGACUUCUGAGGCAUGUUUGAAAAGGGAAGCAAUUAUUUCGGGUUUUUGGCGCUCGAAAACCGAAACGUUCGACUUCCGAGAUGCUCGAAAACCGAGGUUCCACUGUACUGGGUCUUAGAGACCACUGUAAAUUAAGCAGGAUAUAAAUUAUCAAAAUAUACCAACGAAAUGAAAUGUCUUGGGGUGUGGCUAUGGAACUGAAAGGGUGGACCUUGUAGACAAGGCCAAUCUCAGUUCCCCAGUUCUGCGUUAUUGUCGACAUUUGAACAAAGCAGUAUGAACUGACCCCCUGUUGGAGUGGGUGGGCUUCCUCUGUCCUGUUGGCUUGGAGAUUUAUCCCAAUCCCCAACCCACAGCUGCUCCCCUCUACUGUCUCCGUGCCUCCCACAAGACUCACCCGCUGAUGUGCUUAGGUGCCGCAUCUUCUCCCAUUUCCUGGAAGUCAGUGAUGCCUGUGGUUUUGCCACCAUGAAGAUCUAUGGCUCCUGCAUUCCUAGACGGUGCUUCUCCGAACAGGAGUUCCAGGUACGGAAAGAGGUUGAGGGGCCCAUGACAGAUGGGAAACAAGGCGUCUCAGAAGGGGAAAGUAAGUUUUGCUUUGUCAGAGAGAUCAACACUCCUUCCAGGGUGGAAGGUGGUGGCCCAGGGAUGGAAAUAAUAAUAAUAAUAAUAAUAAUAAUAAUAAUAAUAGGCACUACAGAAAUUCACCAUGGGCCACAGGGUGCAGCUGAACCAGGUUCCACAAUAAAGGAUCCCAUAAUAAAUUACACACACACAUAUAUAUACAAUAAUAAAAUAGUAAUAAUAGAGAUUAAUGAUAUGUAUGUGUAAAAACAAGAUUCAGCCAUGCUGAACUUUAUAAAGUAAUUGGAGAAGACAAUAUUGAAUAUGCCUUUCCAAAUGUAGACGUUUGCUUUCAUACAUUUUUUAAUGUUAAUGGUCACAAAUUGCUCAGCUCAGUGUUCGUUUUCUCAGCUGAAGUAUAUUAAAAAUCCCAACGGAACAGCUGUGCCACAAGGCAGGCUGGGUGCCUUAUCUCUACUAAGCAUAGAAACAGAUGUGUGACAUUAGAUUAGUUUUAAGGGUCAGGUCAAAGAACUUCGCAAUUAGAAAAAGUAGGAGAAUUUUUUUCAGAUACAAAGUAUACAGACAUAAACAAUAUCUUCCAUCUUACUGCAGGUUUCGUUUUGUUUCAAAAAGUAGAAAUUUAUUACACAGUUUAUUGUGGUUCAUAUUUUGAAUUUUAUAUAUAUGGGGGCACCAGAAUCCUUUCAGUGCUUAUAAGGGUCUUAAUCCGGCCCUGAGAAGGCCCUUCCACCCAUCCAAGUCCCAGCGGUGAUGUUGGAAAUAACCCACCACAUCAACCUUCGCCAACCCGGUGCCCGCCAAAUGUUGUAGUCCAAAACAUCUGGAGGGCACCAGGUUGGCAAAGGCUGCCUGAAAGCAAGGGCAGGGAACACUCCAUUCACUCUCAUUAUCUUCCCAACGACACUUCAUCAUCACCACAGCUCCGCUGACUUGAUGUGAUCAUUCACCCAUGGAUGACAGAGUGUCACUUCAAUUCAAGAGCCCUGUGAUCUUGCCAUGGGCUGUUGACGCCUUUCAAAGUUAGCUCCACACCCUUGACUUGCUCCUUCGAUGAAAGCCCGGCUGGAGCACCCUUGUCUCAAGAAGGGAGAGCCCAGGGUGCUUGCUCACAAUGACAUCAUUGUGGGGAGAUGGUUUCCUGUAGGUCCGGCCCUACCGUUUGGCAAGGUCAGGCAUCUGUCUCAGGCGGUACAUAAUGGGCAGUAGCACUGAAUUUCUGGAAGACAGAGCAGUCUUCCCAGAGCUUUGAAAGCUAGCCUGCUUCCAUCAGGUGUGAAGGACUUUCUCCCACUACCGUUGCCGAUGUGAGGGUCAGCAGCCACCUGAGGCAUCUUGUUCUCUGCCUCAGGUAGCAAAGUGUCUUGGCUCCCAGCUCAGCGCAGCGUUCAAAUGAAGUUUCUCCCAUGUUGAUCAUUGAGCAUGACCUUUGCUCCUCCUCUCUCCAGGUCCUCUCCUCCACUGACAGCGUAGUAGCCACUAUUUGGAAGAAGUGGCCGGGAUUCAAGGAGGAACGCAACAUGGAUCAUGAGUCCUUUGGAGUGGACUUGGGUAGGAGAAUUCCCGUCCUCUUUUGGGCAGAGCACAAAACAUUGCAACCUGAUUGUCAGUUGAGACAUCUACUUGCUGUCUAGCUGCUGUUGUUUAGUCGUUUAGUCGUGUCCGACUCUUCGUGACCCCGUGGACCAGAGCACGCCCGGCACUCCUGUCUUCUGCUGUCUACCUAUAUUAUGCUAAUAUUCUUUUAAAAAAUCAGAGUCCUUAGUUUAGCAUUUGCAGAAGUGCUCAGGGUGCCUCUAAAUUGUUGUUAGCAUGCUAGAAGGGAGGAGAGGGGAGAGAAGAAGGGGAAACACUCUUACCUCUGAUGCACAAACACAUAUCACAGAAACAAAACACUGGAGGGGACUUUGUAGGGCAGUGAUGGGGUAAAGGUAAAGGGACCCCUGACCAUUAGGUCCAGUCGUAACCGACUCUGGGGUUGCGGCACUCAUCUCGCUUUAUUGGCCGAGGGAGCCGGCAUACAGCUUCCGGGUCAUGUGGCCAGCAUGACUAAGCUCCUUCUGGCAAACCAGAGCAGAGCACGGAAAUGCCGUUUACCUUUCUGCCGGAGCGGUACCUAUUUAUCUACUUGCACUUUGACAGGCUUUUGAACUGUUAGGUUGGCAGGAGCAGGGACUGAGCAACGGGAGCUCACCCUAUCGUGGGGAUUCGAACCGCCGACCUACUGAUCUGCAGCCCUAGGCUCUGUGGUUUAACCCACAGCGCCACCCGCUGGGCAUAAUCAGGCAAGCCAGACCUCUCCAUCUGGACCAUGAAGCUGAUUCAGGGAGGCUAUGCCCACCUCCCCUACACGUGACAUCUGACACCUGGGGGGAGGCAAGUGAGGGUGCGGCUUGUUCAAAUGGACCUUGUGGGUGCUGAUGAUUAGUCAUCCCUGCAAAGCCUUCUUGCGCAGAGGAUUUUCCCACCUCUCCUCUGGCCCUCUGGCCUCAGGCAAUCCCCAGAUCUACUUCAGAUGUUUCUUUGGGGCGGGGGACACACACCCCACAACAAAUUUAGGGGGUGUCCUUAGGCAAGGCAUUUUUGCAUGCCUGUUUCCACUAACAUAUGUGUUUUAAUGCACGCUUUACGUCUUAAUACGCAAUGCUUGGCUGGAGAACUUCACUGCAAAAUUCAGAGAAGUGCAAAUGGCGGUGUUUCAGUUGGCAUAUUGAUUCAGAAAGUGUUCACCUGUCGGAUUCCCUCCCCUCUACAUAGAAGUAAACCCCUUAUUCAGUGGAGCUCAGUAGCAAGCAAGUGGGCAGUUUAUGCCUGCUCCAGCUCCCUAGAGAGAACCCCCACAUUCUGAGGUGCCCAGCAAAUAGAGCAUGAGACUCUUAUUCUCAGGGCUGUGGGUUCGAGCCCCAGGUUAGGCAAAAGAUUCUUGCAUUGCAGGAGGUUGGACUAGAUGACUCUCAGGGUCCCUUCCAACUCUAUAGUUUCUAUGAUUCAGCCACCUCAGAGUUUCCUGCCUCUGUGACAGAUUUCUCCUGUUAUCCAAGCAGCAAAACUGACUCCAGCAAGUUCCUCUAGCUCAGCUCUUAGCUUUGAAGGAUGUUGCCUUUCUCAGACUCUGAUGGGUAUUCCAUUCCAAUAGCAGGAGAGACAUUCCCAGUUCUUAUCCGUCAAUCCUUUGAUGCAUGUCCACUCGCUCUUUGUCAUCCAAAUGCCUUUUGCUGGGCUUUGCGUGUUCUUCAUUUAUACUGCAGCACUCAGAAGCCAGCUUCGUGGAGCUCAGGGACACUUACUCCUCUUGGGCAAAGGACGGGAGAAAUUCAAUUUCGCUUGUGCUUGUAAGGGUGAACCGUCCUAAUUCGCACUUCCAGAAACAACACACGAGCUUCAACAUCAAAACAGGGCUGCUUUUUGAAAUGAACACUUGUCUGAAUUUCACAAUGAGUUCCUCUGGCCAAGUAAUGCGUACCAAGAUGCAUAGGGUGUGCACAGAAUGCAUACGUUGGUGAAGAUAACAUUUAAAAUGUGCUAUAUUGGGAGAAAUGGCUAUGCAGAAUGUAUAUAUUGGGGGAAAUUGCAUAGGAACGUAUGUACAUUAGGAGAGUUUUGCUGGUGGGGUUUAAUGAGGACCUUAUAAAAUAACAAGGGACACAGGUGGCGCUGUGGGUUAAACCACAGCGCCUAGGACUUGCCGAUCAGAAGGUUGGCGGUUCGAAUCCCCGCGACGGGAUGAGCUCCCGUUCCUCGGUCCCUGCUCCUGCCAACCUAGCAGUUCGAAAGCACCUCAAAGUGCACGUAGAUAAAUAGGUACCGCUCUGACGGGAAGGUAAACGGUGUUUCCGUGCGCUGCUCUGGUUCGCCAGAAGCGGCUUAGUCAUGCUGGCCACAUGACCCGGAAACUGUACGCCAGCUCCCUCGGCCAAUAAAGUGAGAUGAGCGCUGCAACCCCAGAGUUGGCCACGACUGGACCUAAUGGUCAGGGGUCCCUUUACCUUUACCUUAUAAAAUAACGGAGACUGAUUUGGAAAUUUGGCAAAUGUAACUUAAGACUGGGGAACUGAGAAACUGAGAAACUGAGAAACUGAGAACUGGCCUUCGCUAGAUAGGAUCGCACCAUUUGGCUGCAGGCGUUAACCUCCAAGGGAGAAGGUCGUCUGAGCUCUGGGUGAUUUCCUUAUGGGGGAAAAAACAUGCACAGGAGUGACUGUGAAAGUGGCAGAAGAGAGCUCUGAAUUUCUGCUAUACCGGGGGAAGGUGUGCAACUCUGGGAAAAUGUAGAACCCUCCAUAUUGUCAGUCAGUAUGGAAAUGGGAGCGCUUGAUUCCUAGCCUUGCACUGAUAAAGAGGAGUUGAGUAAGUGGGAACGGCAUCUCUUGAACCCAACAAAACACAAAUGCUGGAAGUUGGAAGAGAGGUUUCUCUUCCCAGCACUUAGAACCGACCCGUUCCCAUCACAGGGAGACCAAUUUCACACUUUGAAAACAUUAGAUCUAGCUCAAUGCAGGCACACUCUUCAAAAGAAAGGCGCUUUGUGCAUGCUCAGAGAUAACUUCUCCCUUUAACUUCACCCCAGUCUUGAAAAAUACUCCCCCCCACCCCUUCUCAGGGGACAGGCUGUCUGUGCAUGGUCAAAGCUAUUUAGCAUGAGGUGGGAGAGUACUGGAAAACAAAAGCUGGCCUUAGCAACCCCAUCCCAGGAGUGAGCAGGGAAGUGUCCUUGGUGUGGCAAUAUUCUGUCCUCUUGUGAAUAAUACCCAGUUCUCUUUCCGGCAGUUGCAGCAGACCUGAGCAAUGAGGAGAGGGCUUUGCUCCUGGCUGCAGCAUUCCUGCUGGUAAGUGGUGAAGCUGUGGAUCGUUGCCGCUGUGUGUCCUCGGUGAGUCAGUAUCCCAGCCAGGCAAAAACAUUUGGGGGGUCGGGGGCAAAGCAGAGUCAGUGAGGACUGUGGCUCCCCCCAGAGACUUCUGAGAGCCAGGUGGAGAAGACUAGAGGGCAGCAUUUAGAGACCCUGGGACUGAGGUUCUCUAGUCUGGAUUUCAGUGUGUUAUGAUACUGGCUCUUUCCCCAAAUUUAUUCCUUUAAACCCCUUUCCUAACAACAGGGAAGAGACUCCUGCACAUCAGCCAAAUAUUGGCUGUGGGUAUGUAUCUCCCCCGACCCGUCCUGCAUGACAACAGGCUCAUAGUGCCCUCUGCUGGCUGCCUUUUGCAGCCACAGAUGGGCAAUGAUCACCUCCAAAAAAAGGACUCAUGAGUCAAGAACAGCUUGGCACUUUUUUGCACUGACUCGCUUUCCCUUUUCCCCUGAGAACUGGGCCCAAGCUGGUCACCCCUGCCCAAUGAAAUGUGCAUGCCCAUUUAUGUUACUCUAGUUCAUGCCUCUCCGUUUCUGACAAAACAGAAGAUUGCAACCUCCUUUUUGUGUUUUGUUUCCCAGAACUUCAUGUUCUUUGAAGUGAGCUGA